Molecule: messenger RNA, 2632 nt
Organism: Acipenser ruthenus (sterlet)
Lineage: Eukaryota; Metazoa; Chordata; Actinopteri; Acipenseriformes; Acipenseridae
Product: E3 ubiquitin-protein ligase RNF4-like
Exons: 8
Coding region: 295-921 (208 amino acids)
Biological process (GO): positive regulation of transcription by RNA polymerase II
Molecular function (GO): zinc ion binding; transcription factor binding
Source: RefSeq, a predicted model, not a curated record
CGCAUAGAUCUAUAUCUGUGAACUCGUAGCUCCCGCUUGGUUAUAGGCGGUUUUCAUACCUGCUCAGUAGAUUCUUAACGGCACUUUUAUUUGGUAACAACAGAUUAUGUAUUGAUUGGCCACACAGAGAAGCGGAUGUGCUGGUGUAGCACUUCCUAAGAGAAGCUAGGGACCCGAAAGGAAACUGGAAAGGUUUUAAACUGGACUUGCUGUAUGCUGCUCAAAGAAAUGUGCAACAGGACAUCUAGAUGAUUGUUACCAGUCUUCUCCGCUCACUUUGUUGCACAACAUUAAAUGGUACUUCUACCAUAUCGGUUUUCAUUAAUACCUAAUUCAGAAAAGAUGAGCACCACUCAAAGAAAGCGACGCAGAAGCGUAUCUUCAAAUACACAACCACGUAAAAGAAGCCAAGUGACAAAUCCUCCUUCAGCACCGGAAACGGAAACUGAGAUGAUUGAAGUGUUGGAAAACACCAGAUUGCCAAGUGAGGAGGUGGUAGAUCUCACUUGCGAAGGCUCGGAGCCCUUGGUGGUUGACUUGACAAACAACGACUUGGUGGUGAUUGUGGAUGAAGGCCCUUGUAGUAGAAGAUCAGGAGGCGGUGCGAGUUACGUGCUCAGCAGUGAUGAAGAGGACUCCACUGAAGGGGAGGUUUAUGUUUCUGACAAUGUAGGCAAACCGGCCUUCCUCCCUCCUGUGGUGAACAGCAGCUGUUCCAGGGCUACAUCUGGAACAGUUAGCUGUCCAAUAUGCCUGGACGCCUAUGCAGAGAUUCUUCAAAGCGGGCGGCUCAUAGUCUCAACAAAAUGUGGGCACCUGUUCUGCAGCCAGUGUCUCCGUGAUGCACUCAAACAUGCUCAUUCCUGCCCGACUUGCAGAAAGAAACUCACCCACAAACAGUACCAUCCCAUUUACAUUUAGCAGUGUUCCUUGGAAGUUUUCAUGUACAGUGCUGAACGUAAAGGCGAUAGAGGCUUCGUAGACCAUUGGGACAGUUUAUGAGUUAUUUAUAGAAACACUUUUGAUAGACUUUUACUCUCCUGUAUCUAUAAACUUGGAUUAACGCGCUUCCAUUUUCAUUAUGGAUUCAUUUAUCCAAACUUUGUUUCUCCCCAUUCUGAAAAAUCAGCAAAGAUCUUGUUGCUGGAAACUGGAUAUCUUGUAAUAGUCCAUCUAUUAACUGCAGAUUUUGUCUGUUUGUCAGAUUCUAUUCCCAUCCUGUUUAGAAACUGACACAACAAAAUAGUCGUCUUUAUAGAGAGGGGACAGGAGUUCAGUGCAAAAAGCACUUUGUGUGUUUCAGAAAUCCACUUACAGCAGUUGAUUGAUCAGUGCAUGUUUAAAUAGUUAGACUUUUCCUUCUAUUGUCAUCCUCUCUACAGUUUAAAACAUUGCUUUGUAAAAGCAUUGUAACUAUAAGAUCCAUUGCUCAUGAUUGCUUAAAUGAUGCAAUUCAUUUCUAAUUAAAAGGAUGUCAGUCAAUAAGCGGUACUUAAGAGCCUUUGCUUACUGUUGUACUCAGGAAAUUUUAUUGGGAGGUUUGUAAAAGAAAAGUUUGAAUGCACUGAAAGCAAGCCCAGGGCACAGUAUCUUUACCUGCUUCAGGUCCUUCUGUGAGCUGAUGUGAUGAGUGAACCAGUGCAGAUGUUACUGAUGCCAGUGUGCAGCAGGUCCGUGCCACCUCCCACUAUGGAUGGGAAUGUUUCCAGUCAGUCACAUCAAGUUUCUAUGCCUUUACUUUCUGUAAAAUACACAUGUAUUAUUUUGUAUAUAGUGUAUGUUAAGUGAAUAUUAAAAAUGCUUUAUUUAUAGUAUUGCACUUAUUUUGGAAUGUGGUUAUGAUCUGCUGGGUUUUUUGGGGGGGAAUGGUGUUGAGGGUCCAGGUGUUUAGAGAAGGUAACCAUCUCACCUUAAACACUUAGCAUUAUUGACCAAUAUUAGACCAUUUCUGUGGCGAGGUGGGGUAACAGAUUUCAUAUGUGUUUACACAGACUGCAAAGGAUAGGAAUGGUUGCCUCCAAUAUAACUGAACUGAAAUGCAAGUGCAGCAUCAGUACCUGUACACUAACAUGGUGCAUUUUCAUUUAGGCAAAACUGUCAAAUGAAAAAAUAACAAUGAUCCCUUAAUGUGGAUUACAUCAGUCUUUUAUGGAUUAGUAAUAAUUAAACACUUACUACAGUUGUAACAUAAACCAGCUUCUUUAUUAUCUGUAAUAUAUAUAUAUAUAUAUAUAUAUAUAUAUAUAUAUAUAUAUAUAUAUAUAUAAUAUAUUACUUUUAUAUCAUAAAUUGGUUAAUUCUAAGUUUAUAAGAACAUGAUUGCUUAAUGCUAGAUCUCCAGAUAGUUUAAGUCUCAUGAUAUAACUAACCAAAUAAUUCUCAAAUUAUCCUCCUUUUAACCUUAACCAUCCAUGACAUACAUGUGCUGUGCUUUUUCUGCCCUUUUUGAAAAAAGGGCCAAGAGAAGUGAUUUCAGCCAUUAGUACUGUUUGUAAUAGGUGUCAUGUGAAAAAAAAUAUUUUAAAUGUGUUGUAAAUGUAUCUGUUUGUGUGCUUUUUUUAAUUAUUAUUUUUGGUUUUUGUGCAUUUUUGGUUUCCUGAUGAUAAACUUUGACAUUGUCUUCAUACUUGUA